Ramularia collo-cygni is the source of this 597-nucleotide messenger RNA. RefSeq lists its product as uncharacterized. The coding region runs from base 1 to 597 and encodes 198 amino acids. NCBI's taxonomy places the organism in Eukaryota, Fungi, Ascomycota, Dothideomycetes, Mycosphaerellales, Mycosphaerellaceae. The transcript is spliced from 2 exons. The record is from RefSeq and is a predicted model, not a curated record.
AUGGAUUCACCAACCGAGAAGGCUGCCUACCUCAUCAACCUUCUCAACACCAAAGGACAAGAAGACUACAUCGGAGAAUCGAUCUCACAGUUGGAACAUUCCUUACAGGCUGCACACCAAGCUGGAGCCAACAACGCCGACGAUGAAACAGUGAUCGCUGCAUUACUGCAUGACAUUGGUCAUUUCUUGCCAGCAAGUGAAGUCCAGACAAUCGCUCGCACGGUGCGGAAAAUGAGUGAUUUCUCUGGUGGAGAUGUUGGCCGAGUGGGACAUGAGCGUAUCGGUGAAGAAUAUCUCCUACGCCUGGGCUUUUCGAAAAAAGUAGGAUCUCUAGUAGGGUCGCACGUGGCGGCAAAAAGAUAUCUCUGCGCCACUGAUGCUGCCUAUUACGACACCCUUUCUGAAGCAAGUAAGAAAUCCUUGAUCUUCCAGGGCGGCCCGAUGAAGGAUGAUGAGCUGGCAGAAUGGGCGACGAGUCCGUGGUGUGAGGAGAUGUGCCAGCUUCGAAAAUGGGACGACGCUGCAAAAGUUGUGGGUUUGCAAGUCAAGCCCGCAGCUGCGUAUGAAUCCAGUCUUAUUCGUCUGCUAUCAUUCUGA